AUGAGGGCAAACCUGGCCCGUCAUGGCAGGCGACUACUUGUCUGCCAGGCGAGGACGGCGCCAUCCUGCGCUGCAUUUGCGACUCCAGCUCGUCGACGGUCGAUUGCUCCGAGGCCAGUAUCCUAUGCCAAUUUCGAGCGCACGUUUUUCAGCGGCCUGUUCCAGAAGCCUCCGCGAGAGGUCAGGCAGCCUGAGUACGAGCCGGGAUGGCUGCAAAUCAUGGUCUGGAGGAGUCGCAUGCUGGACAACGUCAGACCGCCGCCGCGGAAGGAGUUGAUCGAGUCUUGGAAGAAGUUUAUGCAGUCGAAAUUGGCCACCCGCAUGCCUCUGAACAGCACACAGGCACUGCAAUGUCGCCGACUGCUGGAGUAUCUGGCAGUUGUGCCAACCAACGAGCCGGGCGCCAGAACGCUUACUCUUGCCGACCUAACGAUGGCGAGGCAAGUGCUACUUCAAACGGAGCCAAUCGAACGAACGCAACAUCACUUAGAUUUCGCCAAGGCACUGCAUUCAGCAUGGCUAUCGGGAGACUAUCCCAAGACUCCUAAUGCCGUGGAAUUACAAUGGGUCCACCUCAUCAAAGCCAUGUGUCUCUAUGGUGGAUCUCGCGAGGCCUUGCAAAUGCUGUAUGAGAAAUGGGAACAGCCAGAGUAUGCUGUUUACCUGAACCAAGAGAACCAAGUCCACCUAGUAGAAACCGUUGCUCAGGGUCUUGCAAGAGAGGGAUGUGAAACCGAGUUGGUGGAGUUGGUCGAAUAUGCUGAGAAUCACAGAGUACCAUACGAUGUGAAGAUCCAAGCCGUCAUGGUAGAAUUCUUUGCCGAGCGAGAUCGUGUCGCGGAGACAAAGCACUGGUUCAGCAAGCCUCUAUCGGGAGGCAUACCACGAGCGGCAACCUAUCGCACGGUGGCGGUCUUUGCCAUGCGCAACAACCUUCAAGAAUGGGCUACUUCUCUGUUCCGCGAACUUGGAGAAUCGCAGCCAAGGAGGAACCACUGGAAUGUGUUACUGGAGGGAAUACUCAUAACUGGAAAGAGUCUUGCCGAAGUAGACACUCGAGAUGCGGCACUAGGCGAUGACAUUCUUGCUCUCGCCGCAAAAAGAGGGCUGGCUCCGAAUGGAGAAACUCAUUUAAUAUUGCUCGGCCUACGACUUGGAACUAACAAUUUGGUGGAGGCACGAGAGGCAUACAAUCAAGUUAGGCAUAUGCAGCCCUGGACGAAUGAGACCAAGCCUCAUCUCUUUGCCGAAUUUCGCAAGAUGGUCAACGAGUACCUAGUCGCGCUGACAGCCCAGAAGCUGCCCGAUUUCAAGCUGAUUUCAUCUAUGCUGGAGGCCGUUGAGGAAGACCAAAUGAGGCUCGAGCCAGCCACAGUGGCAGCUCUCUGCUUGAGAUUUUUAGAGAACGACCAGCAUUUUGAUGUCAUGGAUAUCCUCUCCAUUCACUCCUUUUUAUACAGUGAAUCAGAGCGAGAGGUUAUCCAAAACGCAUUUGUCGCGUUCUGCCUCGAGCCCAGCACGAGCACGAACAGAGCAUGGGGCGCAUAUCAGCUUCUCCAUCAAUUCUUCCAAGACACCAGCUUCGAACGACGCGUGGAGCUGAUGAAUGCGUUUUUCCAAAGGAGACGCCCUGACAUGGCUUCACAUGUCUUUGGACACAUGCGCGCACACCGAAAUAAGUCCUAUCAUCCCACAAUGGACACUUACAUCACUUGCCUGGAGGGAAUUGCUCGAUAUCCCGACCACGAUGGGCUGGAAAUGGUGCACAACAUGCUAAAGAUGGACACCACGCUACAGCCAUCGACGAAAUUAUACACAGCUUUGAUGCUGGCAUACGCCGGCUGCGGUCAGCCCUUGAUAGCGCUAGACUACUGGGGCCAGAUCACUCAAUCUAGGGAAGGGCCCUCAUAUGCGACACUUGAGGCGAUGUUUUGGACACUGGAAAAGAAGACGGGUGGACAUAAGCAAGCCCGUGAGCUUUGGGAGAGGAUGGAGAGGAUGGAUUUGGAAAUACCGCAGAGCGUCUACAACGCCUACAUUGGCGCAAUUGCUGGCAGUGGGAAUGAAAAGGAGGUUCGAGGACUGAUCAUGAAGAUGGCGUCUGUCGUGGGGUCAGAGCCAAAUGCUAUGACCCUUGGUAUUGCAUAUAACGCUCUACCCGGACAGCCUCUUCAGCAAGGAUUCCAGGAAUGGGCCAAGGGGCGAUACCCCGAUGUUUGGGCAGAACUGAUGAAGGUGGGACGGCGCAUGGACGAGUACUCGCUAUGCCAAUUCAAAAUAGAACGGGUCAUGAAGGCCUAG
This is a messenger RNA of Trichoderma breve, 2301 nucleotides long. RefSeq lists its product as uncharacterized. NCBI's taxonomy places the organism in Eukaryota, Fungi, Ascomycota, Sordariomycetes, Hypocreales, Hypocreaceae. The transcript has 3 exons. The record is from RefSeq and is a predicted model, not a curated record. Gene Ontology annotation, molecular function: protein binding. The coding region runs from base 1 to 2301 and encodes 766 amino acids.